Messenger RNA from Ictalurus furcatus (blue catfish), 1227 nucleotides. RefSeq names its product galectin-9. The record is from RefSeq and is a predicted model, not a curated record. Gene Ontology annotation, molecular function: carbohydrate binding; galactoside binding. The transcript is spliced from 9 exons. Gene Ontology annotation, cellular component: cytosol; nucleus. Gene Ontology annotation, biological process: positive regulation of gene expression; negative regulation of CD4-positive, alpha-beta T cell proliferation; negative regulation of type II interferon production. Lineage: Eukaryota; Metazoa; Chordata; Actinopteri; Siluriformes; Ictaluridae. Bases 102 to 1007 code for a protein of 301 amino acids.
AACCGAUGAGUGAAUCAUGUCAGUAACAGAGUUCCUCUUAACAAACUUUAAAAUAGGAUAAUCAGGCAGACUGUUUUUCAGUUAUAACUGAAAUCUGGGACAUGGCAUACUACCAGCAACAGCCCUUUUACAACCCUCAAAUCCCUUUUACUGGCUCAAUCCAAGGAGGACUGCAGGAUGGCAAGUGUAUCACUGUCUGUGGACAAGCUUUACCAGGAGCCAACAGGUUCCAUGUGAAUCUCCAGUGUGGUUCCAGACCGGAUGCUAAUGUUGCCCUGCACUUUAACCCACGUUAUGACCGCAGUUCAGGAUACAUAGUAGCCAACACCAAGCAGAAUAACUGCUGGGGUACGGAGGAACACAUAUACCAGGCCCUGUUCCCCAUGGGAAGCCCCUUCAACCUGCAGAUCCUGGUUACAAGCCACUCAUACAAGAUCAGUGCCAAUGGCAUACAUAUCAUGGAUUACAAGCACCGUAUCCCAUUCAACAUGGUGGACACUAUCACAGUGGAUGGGAUGGUGGAGGUUAAUACCAUCGGUUUCCAGGAGCCUGUGGGUCCUUCAUUUGCUGCCCAAGCAAACUAUGGCCCUUCAUUUGGUGCCCAAGCAAACUAUAGUGUGCCAUACAAAACCAACAUCAAUGGUGGAUUGUGGCCUGGCAGAAACAUUUCCAUCCAAGGGGUAGUUAAUCCUCAUGCUUCCAGAUUCGAGAUCAACCUGCGUCACAAAAAUGGGAUUGCCUUUCACUAUAAUCCUCGCUUUGGUGAGAACUUGGUUGUGCGCAAUACCCAAACAGUGGGGCAGUGGGGCUCAGAGGAGCGCUCUGGAGAAAUGCCGUUUCACAGGGGACAAAACUUCCAGAUCAUCCUCUCCUGCAAUCCUCAGCAUUACAACGUGUUUGUCAAUGGUAACCAAGUGCAUACCUACAUCCACCGCUUCACCAACCUGUCUGAGAUUGAUGUUCUGGAGGUGUCUGGUGACCUGAGCUUGAUUGAUGUAAAUGUUUAGCUAAAUCUUUUAGCUUGGAUUUUUAGUGUGAUAUUUUCUCUGGCACAAUUUAUAUAUUUUUUUUUACUAAGUCACAGUUUGUUACAUUUCAUCUGUAAACAGUGAACUGAAAAAAGUUAACUGGUGGCUUUCAAAUUAGAGCAACUCUAUAAUCAUGGCCAUAUUGUGUGUUUUUUUUUUUCUUCAGUCUGAAAAAAAUUCUAAUAAACUACUGUCAUCA